Messenger RNA from Myripristis murdjan (pinecone soldierfish), 4281 nucleotides. RefSeq names its product signal-induced proliferation-associated 1-like protein 2. Gene Ontology annotation, cellular component: cytoplasm. Lineage: Eukaryota; Metazoa; Chordata; Actinopteri; Holocentriformes; Holocentridae. Gene Ontology annotation, biological process: regulation of small GTPase mediated signal transduction. The record is from RefSeq and is a predicted model, not a curated record. Gene Ontology annotation, molecular function: GTPase activator activity; protein binding.
GAAGAAGAAGAAGAAGAAGAAGAAGAAGAAGAAGAAAGAGAGCGCGGCGUUUCCCAGCGGUCCCUGAAGGCAGCACGGAGCAGAGCCAGGCACACCGAGGCAAAGAGGAGUUUAUUUCCGACAAACACAGAACACACAGAACACACAGAACACACAGAACACACACACACACACAGAACACACACCGAGCUGCAGCUCUCACACUCAAACAGAACCGGACCCGGACCGGAAGUGAAGACACAAACUGAAGUUUGACGGAUUUUAGUUCCGAGCAGGAUCCGCCCGUUUGUGUCGAUGGAGGCGGAGUGGCUUCACUGAGCUCCACGCCGGCUGCACGGGCCUCCUGUCCCUGAACCCGCCUGACCAUGGACCUCAUGAUCCUCAUGAUUCUCUUGGACCUCAUGGACCUCAUGGACCUCAGACCUUCGUCCCUCAGCAGCUGCAGGUGUGAACACAGCCGGAAGCUUCAGGACAGGAAAUUAUGAGCAGAACUCUUUUCCUUUGAUGCAGUCAGAAAACCUUUUCAACAAGAAGCUCCAAGGUCUGAGGAUGGGACCGCCCAUCUCUAACGUACAGGGAGCGCCCGCCAUGCCCAAGAUGGGCGUCCGGGCUCGAGUGUCCGACUGGCCUCAGCGGAAGGACGUCUGGGAGGCGCAGCCGCCCCCAAGGUUCGACAGCCUCAUCCCGAGCUUCCAAACGCCUGGCGCUCCGCUCAGGAAGAGCCAGGACCUGCUGGCUGGCUCGGCGUUCCUGCCGAGCAGAUACCCGCUGUGCGACCUGCUGAGCCACUCCCCGAUGAGGAGUUUGGCGAGGAUCAAGAGGAGCAACAGCGAGGUCACCAUCAGCGACAUUGGAGCUGAAGAUAUCGACCACACCUCUGUCAACCCCAACACAGGGGCGACGCUGCGGCGCGAGUACGGCAGCACGUCCUCCCUGGAGCGCCAGGGUCUGUCCUCUGAGGGCCGUGUGACGGCAAGGGCGUACCAGCUGGAGGGGGCGGAGCAGCCCAGUGCCCCGCCUCCACAGAGGUUUUCUGAGCCUCUGCGCCUCAACGCCUCGCUCUCCCCGAGUCUGCAGACCGCCACCCAAAUUGCCCAGGGGAACAUUGUGUGCAUCCCAGGCUACGACUACGUGGACAGUUCUCUGCUCUACAGCCGGGAGAGACAGCGCGCCUGCCUCCAGCGCACCAAAUCGGACAAGACGGAAACCUCCAUCUUCCGCCGACUGAGGAGCGUGAAGAGUGACGGCGACUAUGCCGAGCAGGAGGACGGGCGAGGCGGCCGCGGUUUGACCUUCCAAAAGUGCUUCUCGCACUACGACGUGCAGAGCGUUCUCUUCAACAUCAGCGAAGCCGUCGCCAACCGAGCCGACCUCGGACGCAGGAAGAACACCACCACCGGGGCCUCGGCGGCAUCCCGAGGCCAGCCCGGGUCGAGGGACGCCGUCUUUCCCGUACCCGUCAUCGAGCUCGCGGCCGGCGGCUGCGAUGAGCUCGGCCACAUGAACACGGAAGCCGACGAAGGAGACGGAAAGAGCAACAACCUGGUGCUCAGUUGCCCUUUCUUUCGCAAUGAGAUCGGAGGCGAGGUGGAGAGGAAACUGGCCCUGACGCGGCCCAGAGGCGCCACCUACAGCGGCGGAGAUGAAACUGCAGCCAGCGGACUCUGCACCUACGCUGGUGUUUCUGUCCUGGAGGCGUCCAGAGAGCAUGCAGCCACCCCCUGCGACCUGAUGCAGCGCUACACCAUCGAGCACGUCGACCGGGGAGCGUACUACUACCGCAGGUUCUUCCUCAACAAAGAUCACCAGAACUACUUUGGUUCCGAUGAGAACCUGGGCCCGGUGGCGCUGAGCGUGCGCAGGGAGAAGCUGGACGACUCGCACUUCAACUACAGGAUCAUCUUCAGGACCAGCGAGCUGACCACGCUGCGCGGGGCGGUGCUGGAGGACGCCGUCCCGUCCACGGCGAGGCGUGGCUCGGCCCGUGGUCUGCCGCUGAAGGAGGUGCUGGACUUCGCCGCCCCGGAGCUCGACGCCUCCUGCCUGCGGCUCGCCAGCGCCGCGCCCGCCGUGCCCCAGCGGCUGCUGCGAUUGGACGAGCAGGCGCUGUGCUCCCAGCUCAGGGUGGGUCUGCUGUACUGCCUUGCGGGUCAGAGCUCGGAGGAGCAGAUGUACAACAACCAGGCUGGAGGUCCGGCUCUGGACCAGUUCCUGCAGCUGCUGGGCCAGAAGGUCCAGCUGAGGGGCUUCAGCAGGUACCGCGCCGAGCUGGACACCAAGGCGGACUCCACAGGAACCCACUCGCUCUACACGACGUUCCGCGAGUACGAGCUGAUGUUCCACGUGUCAACGCUGCUGCCCUACACGCCCAACAACAGACAGCAGCUCCUGCGAAAGCGCCACAUUGGGAACGACAUCGUCACCGUCAUCUUCCAGGAGCCGGGCGCUCUGCCCUUCACGCCCAGAAACAUCCGCUCCCACUGCCAGCACAUCUUCAUCAUCGUGCGCGUGCACAGCCCGUGCACAGAGCACGUGUGCUACAGCGUUGCUGUGACCAAAUCGAAAGACGUGCCGUCCUUUGGCCCUCCGAUCCCGGCGGGGCUGAUGUUCCCCAGCUCGCCCGCCUUCAGAGACUUCCUGCUCACGAAGAUCAUCAACGCCGAGCACGCGGCGCACAAGUCCGAAAAGUUCCGUGCGAUGGCGAUGCGCACGAGGCAGGAGCACCUGAAGGACCUGGCGGAGAACUUCACCUCAGCCACGCCGCUCGACUGCUCGGCCUCCAGGUUCAGCUUCAUCGCUCUGGCGGGCAAGAAGAAGGAACGCAGCCGGCCUCGGAGAAACGCCCACCUGCAGAGCGCCGGCGCCAUCACCUGGGCCGUGGCGGCCCGCGACUUCAGCCGCUCGAUCGAUAUCGGCUGUCUCCUGGCCGUUUCCAACGAGUUUGUGGUGCUGAUCGAGGAGGCGUCCAGAGAGGUGGUGUUCAGCUGCUGCUGCCGGGACGUCCUCGGCUGGAGCGCCACGCCCGCCGCCGUCAAACUGUUCUACGAGCGCAGCGAGUGUGUUGUCUUCUCCGCCCAGGAGGGAUGCUGGGAUGACGUUCGAGAAAUCACUCAGAGGCUUGAGGUGGUGACUCGCGGCUGUGCGGCGGUGGAGAUGACGCUGCGGAGGAACGGCCUCGGACAGCUCGGCUUCCACGUCAACUUCGAAGGCGUGGUGGCCGACGUCGAGUCCUUUGGCUUCGCCUGGCAGGCCGGUCUCCGCCCCGGCUGCCGAUUGGUGGAAAUUUGCAAGGUUUCCGUGGCGACCCUGUCACAUGAACAGAUGAUCGACCUCCUGCGUACGUCAGUGGUGGUCAGCGUGGUCGUCGUCCAGCCACAUGAAGACGGAACACCACGGAGGAGUUCCUCAGAGCUCUGCCGGCUGCCGCUGCUCGACUACAAGCCGGAGGGGGGCGGGGCCCCGGGGCCCUUCAGGGUCCAGGCCCCGCCCCCCGCCUGGCACUGUGUCGCCGCCGUGCCCGUAGCCCCGCCCCUCUCCGGAGCCUCACCCAAUCAGGGCCUGAGCCCCGGGCAGCAGACGCUCCGCUGCCACGGCAACGUCACACGAAGCACCUCGUUCGACAGGAAGGACGCCAGAAUGCUUCAGGAGCUGGACCUGUCAUCGCGGCCGCGUGGCGACGGCACUCCGCUUUACUGCAGCUCGCCUAGCAACCAGUCGACCUCCAGUGACCCCGGCCCGGGCGGCAGCUGGCCGGGCGCCGCCUGCAGCGGUCAGUUGGUGGAUCCUGUGGUGUGCAGUCAGCUGGGGGCUCCUGUGGUGUGCAGUCAGCUGGUGGAUCCUGUGGUGUGCAGUCAGCUGGGGGCUCCUGUGCUGUGCAGUCAGCUGGGGGCUCCUGUGGUGUGCAGUCAGCUGGGGGCUCCUGUGGUGUGCAGUCAGCUGGGGGCUCCAGGAGACCAGCUGACUGCUUCUCUGAGGCUGAGACUGAGACAGACUGAAGCUGAGUCUGAAGCUGAGGCUGAGGCUGAGGCUGAGACUGAAGUUGAGACUGAGGCUGAGUCUGAAGCUGAGACUGAGGCUGAGUCUGAAGCUGAGGCUGAGGCUGAGGCUGAGACUGAAGUUGAGACUGAAGCUGAGUCUGAAGCUGAGACUGAGGCUGAGACUGAGACUGAGGCUGAGACUGAAGCUGAGUCUGAGGCUGAGGCUGAUCAGGGAGUCGGGGUGAGGCUGAGGCUGAGGCUGAGGCUGAGACUGAGGCUGAGGCUGAUCAGGGAGUCGGGGUGA